AUGGCUGAUAAUGAGCGUGUCGCCGAGGUAAGAUGUCUUGCCGGAGCGCACUUUUCCACCAGGCCGCAGCAGGCGGAGUCCGACGACCUACUUCUCGAGCAGCUGUCGGCGCUGUCUGUACACAUGCAGCAGCAGCUGCGACAGCAGGAGCAGCAACAGCAGCAGCAACAGCAGCAACAGCAGCAACAGCAGCAACAGCAGCAACAGCAGCAGCAGCAGCAGCAGCAGCAGCAGCAGCAGCAGCAGCAGCAGCAGCAGCAGCAGCAGCAGCAGCAGCAGCAGCAGCAGCAGCAGCAGCAGCAGCAGCAGCAGCAGCAGCAGCAGCAACAGCAGCAACAGCAGCAGCAGCAACAACAAGAACAACAGCAGCAGCUGUGCGAGGAAACGUCUCGACAUUCACAAUCGCAACCGCCGCAAUUCCCUCUCAGCACGCCGCCGGAACCACCCUCUAAGAUUGAAUCCCAAACACCGCUCUCCUCUCUGCACCCUCCCACUUCCUUAAUUCCGCGCCACGCGGACGAUAUCUUCGCUUCACCUCCGCAUCUCCGUGCAUGCAUGAGCCAGCCCUCUCUCUUGCCCUCCGACGCCUCUUUCUCCCCCCAGCUCUCCGCAUCACCUCACAACCAGCUCGCGCGCCUUCACCCGCACACACCUCCGCAACCCCACUUCCGCGCAACCCCGUUUGCGCGAAUUGAGCACGACGGGACUCCGCUCCUCAAUUGGAGCUCCGAGGCCCCAAUUCCGCAUAUCCCCGGCCCCGCGCCACCGCCUGCACCGGGCGAUGGAGCGCCGAAUGCCUCUAUCGCGCACGCCUUUCCGCCCAUCCAGGGCUUCGUAUCUCCUACGACUCUUCACUCGCCUCGUCACUUGCAAUAUCUCAACCCGCCUCACCACCGCCAGUCACGCUCGCCGCACGAUAAUCCUCCUUCGAGUUGUUUUCAGCCGCACGAUCAUGAUGGAGAGGCGGAGCCGCGGCUUAUCAAGAUGGGCUCCGACCCCGGCAGCUGUAGCAGCGGCGGUUGCGGCGGGGGAUGCGGGAACGGCGGCGGAGGCAUUUGCUGCUGCAGCACGAGCAGCGGCGGCGGCAGCGGGGCUAGCGGGGAGGCGCAGCUAUGGGCAGAACACUGGGGCGGGGGAGAAUGCGGGCCGCGGAAGGGGAUUCGCCGAGUGCAGUCGGAGGUGCCCUUUGCGCCAUCGGCGGAACAGCGCCAGGCCUCCAUAGGCGGGCACUUCUACGCGGAACGACCUGGCGGCGCUGCGGGCGCGGGGGGAGAAUUCGCGCGCGCUGGCGGAAUGGCGAGGCGAGGUGCGGGGGAAGAUUCGGGGAGGAACGCGGGGAUGUUCGGUCCGCAGCCCCUGACGAGCUUCGGCGGAGCGGGGUUUCUCCAGACCGUUGAAUCGUCCUCGCUAUCGCUCUCCCUCUCCCGCUCCUGCAGCAGCCUGGGCGUCGCAAGUGACAGCGCAGAGGGCGGCGGCAGCGGCAGCGGCAGCGGCAUUGAGAGAGGGGAGAGGGAUAGCGAGGCGGACAUGGAAGCGGAGUCGACGUUUAAGCCGCUGCCCCGCCGCAAGCUGCCGUCCCUCGCUUCUGCUUCUGCUGCUUCUUCUGCUGAUGCUGUCGCUGGUGCUGGUGACGGUGCUUCUGGCGCUGGGCUUACGAGACAGAAGGGGCUGUCGGCAUUCAUAGGGGGCAAAUCGCGCUCCUUCACGUCGCUCGCUGACGUGGCAGCCAUCCGCUCCAUGAGCGAACUCGCCAAGCCGCUGCGCCGCACGCCGCUGCACACGCGCGCGCUGCACCUCUCCGCGCGCCACCGCCGCCAGCGCCAGCGCAGCAGCCCGCACGCGCACGCGCACGCGCACGCCCGCGCAUAUGCUGACGCCCACGCGCACUCCCGCGGCGCCCCCUCGUCCUCCUCGUCUCCUUUCUCGUCGUCGCUACCUCCGCUCGCGUCGUCCUUCCCCGUCCCUGGCGGCGUAACCGGCAGGCGCCCAGCGGGAGGCAUCAGCAAGCGCACAGCAGCGCCGCUACAGCCGUGCGCCACGCUGGCGCUGGCUGUAGCCCUAGGGGGACUGGGGGACCUGGGGGGCGUGGGGGAACCGGGGGGAUUAAGGGGGUUGGGGGAGUUGGGGGAGGCUGGAGGGCUUGAGUGCGGCGGGUGGGAUGCCAACAGGGGGGAAGCGGCAGCAGGGGGAUUGAGGGCGGGUGGCGGUGGUGGUGCUGCAGCCGGGUUUAGGGGGAGUGGAGGAGGAGCAGCAGCAGUUGCUGCUGCUGGAGGGAUAUGCGGUGGGAUGAUGGGAUUGGGAGGUGGUGAGUGGGAGGUGAGGGAUAUGUGUAGAAUGGAGACUGUUCCAGAGUAA
Messenger RNA from Closterium sp. Naga37s-1, 2355 nucleotides. Lineage: Eukaryota; Viridiplantae; Streptophyta; Zygnematophyceae; Desmidiales; Closteriaceae. The record is from the annotation of a GenBank genome assembly.